Molecule: messenger RNA, 1227 nt
Organism: Apis mellifera (honey bee)
Lineage: Eukaryota; Metazoa; Arthropoda; Insecta; Hymenoptera; Apidae
Gene: Or56
Product: odorant receptor 56
Exons: 6
Coding region: 1-1227 (408 amino acids)
Biological process (GO): detection of chemical stimulus involved in sensory perception of smell; sensory perception of smell
Cellular component (GO): plasma membrane
Molecular function (GO): olfactory receptor activity; odorant binding
Source: RefSeq, marked inferred
AUGUACUUGUCCAUUCAAAAUCCGAUCAAUGAACCGCGAAAUCCUAAUUACGAGAAGGACAUAGCUUACGUGACGAAAUAUAACAAAUGGGUUCUUACUUGUAUUGGCAUUUGGCCGAUAAUAUUAAAAAAUAUAAAUAAAAUUUUACCGAAAAUAGUGAUUGGGAUCAAUAAUUUAUUGUGCUCUUUUAUCCUGAUCCAAAGUGCAUUGCAUAUCAUAUAUGAGGAGAAAGAUGUAUUGCUAAGAUUGAAGAUUCUCGGUUUAAUUUUUUUCUCUUUCAUAUCAUUGAUGAAAUAUUGGGCUCUAACGAUACACAAACCGGAAAUCAAAUAUUGCAUUGAACAAGUGCAAUCAGAUUGGAAACAGGUAGAGAUGGAAAAUGAUCGCGAGCUUAUGUUAAAAUAUGGGAUACUUGGUCGAAAUUUGACCAUUUAUAGUAUUUUAUUCAUGUACAUGGGUAGUAUUACUUAUAUGUCUAUUACACAAUAUGCAAUGGGUUUGCAGUUUAAUGAACAUAAUCAAACGAUUAGAGUGUUGAUUUAUCCUACAUACGGUUAUAAUAUUCAAAAAAGUCCUAUUUAUGAAAUAAUAUACGGUGUUCAAUUUAUGUGCGGAUAUGUCGUCGACACUAUAACAUCUGGUGCUUGCGGUUUAGCAGCACUUUUCGUAACCCAUGCCUGUGGACAAAUCGAUAUCAUUACGUCUCGAUUGGAUGAUAUAGUUGCUGGACAAUUCUACAGCAAAAAUUUAAAUCCGGAUAUACGACUGAUGGGAAUUAUUAAACAUCAUAUAAGAAUUUUAAAAUUUUCAGCGGUAGUUGAGACAAUUUUGCAAGAAGUAUUCUUUUUGGAAUUCAUUGGUUCUACUUUUGUAAUAUGUUUGCUCGAAUAUUAUUGCAUUGCGGAUUGGGAACAAAAAAAUAUAAUUAGUCUGACAUCAUAUGUAUUACUAUUAAUAUCUUUGACGUUUAAUAUGUUCUUAUUAUGCUAUAUUGGAGAUCUUCUAAUACAAAAGAGUAGUAACAUCGGAGUAGCCGUGUUCAUGAUUGACUGGUUUCACUUACCAACAAAAACGAUUCAAAAUCUUAUCUUGAUCAUGGCUAUGUCGAAUACUCCGGCGAAACUUACUGUCGGUAGAAUAGUUGAUUUAUCUUUGUCUACUUUUGGAAAUGUUUUAAAGACGACAUUUGUGUACUUAAACUUCCUUCAGACUGCUGUUAUGCAAUAA